Messenger RNA from Postia placenta MAD-698-R-SB12, 279 nucleotides. RefSeq lists its product as hypothetical. The transcript is spliced from 2 exons. The record is from RefSeq and is a predicted model, not a curated record. NCBI's taxonomy places the organism in Eukaryota, Fungi, Basidiomycota, Agaricomycetes, Polyporales, Adustoporiaceae. The coding region runs from base 1 to 279 and encodes 92 amino acids.
AUGUUUGCAGUGGACGAGUUCAUGAUUGGAGGCGCAACCAUUGCCGAUGUCAUCGAGGCACUGGAAUCACUCCGAGAGACAGAUGGCCAAGCCGAGCCACCCUCGCAAGCCGGCCUAUUACAAGACAAUGACGAGCGACUAGCGAGAGAUAUUUCUAUACAAGAGUAUUAUGCAUGGCACUCUGCCUCCAGCAAGGGAUCCCGUGAUGACGAAUGCGCACUCGAAUGGCCCACCCUCGAGGAUAAGGGGCCACAUCAGUCGCCGAUCGGAGGCCACUGA